This is a messenger RNA of Aspergillus pseudonomiae, 1038 nucleotides long. RefSeq lists its product as uncharacterized. Bases 1 to 1038 code for a protein of 345 amino acids. Lineage: Eukaryota; Fungi; Ascomycota; Eurotiomycetes; Eurotiales; Aspergillaceae. The record is from RefSeq and is a predicted model, not a curated record. The transcript has 2 exons.
AUGCCCGCCUUGACACGAGAAUUUCGUACUGAGCAAGACCUCGGUAUUGGCUACAACCAACAUCUUCCCCUACAAGAAAGCGUCUGGUUUGGACAUUAUCCACUAAAUCUAAGCAUGCCCACCAACAGAGCGUCAAUGCCAUCCUUGACACCAGAAUUUCGUACUGAGUGGAAUCACGAUAUUGACUACAACCAAGAUCUCCCCAUCCAAGACAAUGUCCCCUUCGGACAUUAUCCACUAGACCCAGAGGCUGAUCCUAUGUUGGAAUUCGUGAAUCUGUCACCUCAUCCAGAGCUCACGAUAGACGUUCCAGGACAAACACCUUCUGCCGAAACCAGUCACAAUCCAGUCCAAGAUAGUCCAGAGCAUAGCACACCCAAACCUGUCGAACAAUCGAGGGGCACUUCAUCCGCUCCAUACCCCCCAUCACCUCUAGAGAAGGCCAAAGAUAAGUUGUCGAAGCGAUAUCACAAAGGCCUCGAGAUCAUGUGUGAGAAAGAAGUGGAAGAAACCGGUGAAAUAAACCCAGAUAAGAUUGCUCGCUCAAUAUAUGCAAGUUAUUCAAUCCUAAGACCGGAUCUGGAGAUAUUCACGAAAGAUAUCUUGCACACAUGGCUUGAGAAGGGGCUUUGGCCACACACUGCUCCCGGCGCAUGUGACGAGCUUUGGAAACAAUGUUCGAUAGAUAUGAUGCACUUGGAGAUAGAACAAGACCCGGAAACAAAAGCUAUCAUGCGUCGAGUGGCCCAGAUACGGAUGUAUUAUUGGUUUGAAGAAGAGAAGAAGAAACUUGACGAGUCGUCAAAUCUCGUUAAACUAGACUCGGACGAAAUCCUCCACGCCAGAACAUCUGAUACUUUCUUUCGGUAUUUUUCUACUAUAUGGGACAAAGCAGAUGAUAUAUCCAAGAAAGUCGCGCGCGAAAAAUUCGAUACGGAGGUAGAGACGGGUAAAAAGUGGUUAAUAGGAAAGAUUUCUCGUCCAAGGAAGUGCGCGCGCUUUCCAAGUUUAUCGUCAAUUGCUACCCGGAUGCUCUAG